GAAACGCCAACGCGCUCUCGUUUUCCAAUUUCACUGGCGUCGUUGAAGUUUCCGGGUGAAGAACGGAACGUUCCGGUGUAAAAUGGAAAAAGGCGACAAUACUACACAAAAUAAAGAGGAUAAUGAACAACCUCAGCCAGAAAUGCUGCUGCAGCUGCAGCAACAAGUGCAACAACUGCGGUUGCGGACGCAGCCGCAGCAACCAAGGCAGCCGCAGCAACCAAGGCAGCCGCAGCAACCAAGGCAGCCGCAGCAACCAAGGCAGCCGCAGCCGCAGCCGCAGCCGCAGCCGCAGCCGCAGCCGCGGAAACCGCAGUCGGACCCGCUGCUGCAGCUGCAGCAGCAAAUACAAGAUCUUCAAAGCAAAGUAGAAGAUAUGAAACGUGAUAGAUAUAUCACGGAACAGACACAGCGGUCGCCGCUGGAAAAUUUAUACCAGGCUGAUGAACCGCAGCAGCGUAUAGACAAUUGAACGGCUGCGGUUCAGGAGAUUGCGGAGGCAGUACAAUAGCCUCAGACGGCAGAUAAUAAUAGCCUCAGACGGCCGCGGCC
Molecule: messenger RNA, 552 nt
Organism: Osmia bicornis bicornis
Lineage: Eukaryota; Metazoa; Arthropoda; Insecta; Hymenoptera; Megachilidae
Product: RNA polymerase II degradation factor 1-like
Exons: 4
Coding region: 83-472 (129 amino acids)
Source: RefSeq, a predicted model, not a curated record